Molecule: messenger RNA, 1490 nt
Organism: Daktulosphaira vitifoliae (grape phylloxera)
Lineage: Eukaryota; Metazoa; Arthropoda; Insecta; Hemiptera; Phylloxeridae
Gene: SelT
Product: thioredoxin reductase-like selenoprotein T homolog CG3887
Exons: 4
Coding region: 341-1066 (241 amino acids)
Biological process (GO): cell redox homeostasis
Cellular component (GO): endoplasmic reticulum membrane
Molecular function (GO): thioredoxin-disulfide reductase (NADPH) activity
Source: RefSeq, a predicted model, not a curated record
UAUAAAUGGAAAGCAGUAACGUAUGUUCGUUAAUCGAGUUAUUACGGCAUUUUUAAAUUGAUAAGAAAUUGUUCCCUUGACGAACGUAAUGAUGUAAGUCUGGAAAUAUUACUCCAUAUCGUACUAUGUUAUCAUUAUGAUUCUGUUUUAAUAUGUCUUAUGAUAAAAAGUUCGUUCAAUGAAAACCAAGUAUUUAAUGUACAUUUCUCUACACUUAUUAUAUCUAUAGUUUUUUGAUUUCAAAUUAUUAAAUUCAUUGUUGAUUUAUUGAUAAUACAUAUCUCUAUCUAUAUUUGAACCUACUUUCACAUAGCAAGACUACAAUUAUUCACUUUCAAAGAUGAACUAUUCAGGCGUCGCGGCGCUAUUGGUGUUGUGCGGCUGCCUGACUGCUACUUUCGCUUCUUCAUUUGAUGAACACCUAGAUUCUGAUUUACAGCUUGACAUUACUACAACCAACAAGCCAAGACAUGAAUUACGUGUGCUCUAUUGUCAUUCAUGUGGUUAUAGAGCUGCAUAUGAACAAUAUUCUCGCAUACUUGAAGAAAAAUACUCAGGAUCCCUUCGUAUAAUUGGUGACAAACAUGAUCCAUCCUUGUUACGUUUGUGGUUUGCUCGAUUUCUGGGUAUUGCUAAAAUGCUUUUGGUGAUUAUUAUUGGUAGCGGUGGUCAAGGUUGGGAUGCUAUUGUUUCAUGUAUAUCAAGGUUGUUAGGUCCAGCUAAAAAAAAAAAAAGACGUAAUAGUGAUGCAAAUGAUACAAAUGACAAUGAUAAUGAAGAUAUUGAAGAAGAAACAAUAAAUACAGAGCAACAGCCUGCAGCUACUACUGGAGGUUGGCGUCGGUGGUGUGCUGAUAAUAAAUGGACAGCAUGUGUAGCAGUUUAUGCUGCAUGCAGUGCUGUUGAAGCAGCAGCUGUAGCAACAGGAGCAUUUGAAAUUUAUUUAGAUGAUGUGCCAGUAUGGUCAAAAAUAGAAGCUGGCCGUGCUCCUCAGCCAGCUGAGCUAUUCCAAAUUAUUGAUAGUCAUUUAGCAAUGAUGACUGGAACAACAACCACAACUUCAUGAGCAUAAUAAGGAGAAUGAAUUAUCACAAGAUUUUUUUGUGUCAAUAUACAUACAUUUGAAUUUAAAACCAUCCUUCUAUGAUCUUUUUUUUUAAUAUUUGUGUGUAUUCAUUUUUUAAAUUAUUAGUUAUAAAAUAUGUAAUUGAUUUCUAAUCUGAUGUAUAUCAAUAACAAAGUUAUUAAGAAGUUGAUUAAGUUAUUAAGAAAAGUUCUGCCAUGGUUGUAUUAAGUUCAUUGGUUCAAUACAACCUUCUAUUAAACAACUAUAAAUUGUGAUUAUUAUGUAAUUAAGGUUAAAAAACUUACAUGUGUUUUCUUUGUACUCUUGUAUCAUUACGAUAACAAGAUUCUUAUAAAAAUUACACAUAUGUAUUUAUAAAAUAAUUUAUCUACUCAAAUAAAAAAUUUAGCAGAGUAGUAAUGUG